CCGCUAUAUAAUCGUGUGCAAUGGCAGAUCUGAGCGGCGCGUCUGGGCCAUGGCGAGGGGCGGCGGGCAGGGGCGGCUGUUGCUGCUGCUGCUCCUCGGACUAUGCGAGGCGAGCGUGGGGCGCGCCGCGGUGUCCGAGCCCCCGGCGGCCGCCGCCUCCGCGCAGGUGAGCGGCCCCGACGCCGCGUGCGGGCGCGGGUGCGGCGCGCGCUGCCCCGCGGAGCCGCCGCGCUGCGCCCCGGGCGUGCCGGCCGUGCUGGACGGCUGCGCCUGCUGCCUCGUGUGCGCCCGGCAGCGCGGGCAGGGCUGCUCCGCCGCGCUGCCCUGCGACGAGAGCGCCGGCCUCUACUGCCACCGCGGCGGCGUCUGCAUGGUGCUGGAGGGAGACAACUGCGUGUUUGAUGGGAUGAUAUAUCGCAAUGGGGAAACAUUCCAGCCCAGCUGCAAGUACCAGUGCACCUGCCGAGAUGGACAGAUUGGCUGCCUGCCCCGCUGCAACCUGGACCUGCUGCUCCCUGGGCCCGACUGCCCAUUCCCCAGGAAAGUUGAAGUCCCUGGAGAGUGCUGUGAGAAGUGGAUCUGUGACCCUGAAGAUGAAGGGAUUUUGGGAGGUUUUGCUAUGGCUGCCUACAGACAAGAGGCCACUCUUGGGAUUGAUGUGUCGGAUUCAAGUGCCAAUUGUAUUGAGCAGACAACAGAAUGGAGUGCUUGUUCCAAAAGCUGUGGAAUGGGCUUUUCCACACGUGUUACCAACAGAAAUCAGCAGUGUGAGAUGGUGAGGCAGACACGGCUUUGCCUGAUAAGACCCUGUGAAAAUGAAGAGCCAUCCGAUAAGAAAGGGAAGAAAUGUAUCCGAACAAAGAAGUCUGUGAAAGCUGUUCGCUUUGAAUACAAGAAUUGCACUAGUGUCCAGACCUACAAACCUCGUUACUGUGGCCUCUGCAGUGAUGGGCGAUGUUGUACCCCACACAACACCAAAACGAUUCAAGUUGAAUUCCGCUGUCCUCACAGCAAAGUCCUAAAAAAGCCAAUGAUGUUGAUCAAUACCUGUGUCUGUCAUAAUAACUGUCCUCAGAGUAAUAAUGCUUUCUUCCAGCCAUUAGAUCCAACGUCUAGUGAAGCAAAAAUAUGAAAAGUAUAAAUUGGGUAGCGUGAAAGUUAUAGUUUGUAUGAAACUUGACCCACAAUCAGGUGAAUGUAACAAUUGCCUGUGUAAAAUAUCUGAGGUUUUUUUUCAAAACAAUCUUGGCGCUUUCUUUUUUCCUAUAGUUUAUUAAAUACCUCAUUUUACAUUCCCCCCUGCAGAUGUUUUAUGCACUUGAAGGAAAUUUUGUGCCUUGGACAGAGCCAUCUUUUUUUCUUGAUGGUGGCAUAAAGGUUACAAACCAAAGAGCUAGUCUUUCUCUUUCAGUUAAGGGGAUUAGGCCAAGAGUUUCAGUUGCUGUGAGGCUGGACUCUUAAAGAGUAAUGGGAUUCCUUGGGGAAUGCAUGACCAUAUCACAUAAACUUCCAUUUUUUUAACUUCAUUUUGCAUAAGGCCUAUAAACACUUAACCGGUAUUCUUUUUCCAUUUUAAUUAAACACUGUUUCUGAUGACAGUAAAAAUGUUACCGAUUAAAGUGUUGCAUUCAUAUGUCUCAUGAAAUACCUUCUAUCUGUAUAUCCGUCUUUCUCUGAGGAUUAGGGUGCACAUAGCCCUGGAAAUGGCAUAGCUAAGAUCUCAUAUCCUGAAGCGUAGCAGAUUGAUAGCUGACGGCAAUGAAAUUUCUUUUUUGGUAACAUCACUAGCAGUUUAAUUCAGAACCCUCUGAAGUCAGCCUCUUAGGAGAACUUGGCUCUCACCAGUGUCUGUCUGUAGAUAUUACUGUUUGGAUGCAAACCUAAAUUUAUGUAAUUCCUCUAAAAUACUAACUGUAUGAUAUGGUGCUUUAUUUCUUAGAAAGAUGUAUAUGUGAAUAGAAACUGUAUAUAUUGUACUAUAACUUUACUAAGUAAAUA
Molecule: messenger RNA, 1998 nt
Organism: Cuculus canorus (common cuckoo)
Lineage: Eukaryota; Metazoa; Chordata; Aves; Cuculiformes; Cuculidae
Gene: CCN3
Product: cellular communication network factor 3
Exons: 4
Coding region: 50-1132 (360 amino acids)
Biological process (GO): signal transduction; cell adhesion
Cellular component (GO): extracellular matrix; extracellular region
Molecular function (GO): heparin binding; integrin binding
Source: RefSeq, a predicted model, not a curated record